Echinococcus granulosus is the source of this 789-nucleotide messenger RNA. RefSeq lists its product as hypothetical. The transcript is spliced from 7 exons. NCBI's taxonomy places the organism in Eukaryota, Metazoa, Platyhelminthes, Cestoda, Cyclophyllidea, Taeniidae. The record is from RefSeq and is a predicted model, not a curated record. The coding region runs from base 1 to 789 and encodes 262 amino acids.
AUGUAUUGGUGCUACAUUUAUUUUAAUGGCGUUUUAAUUAACAUUGCAAAAAUCAUAGAAAAGCUCCAGCCACAAACUUCUGAUAAAAUUUCUUCUUCGAAAUUACUUUUAUUGUUCCUUCUUUAUGUCCUGCCUACUUCCUACAAAACUUUCCAUUUCAAUGUUGCAGAAUCAGCAGUGUCGGGACAACCAUCAACACCGAGGUCAGUUGUAGUUCAGAGUGAUGAAGUUCUCUUGGUUUUUCGUUUUAUGGCAGUUCAGGUUAUUCCUGAUUUUUUAACGUCCUCUCUUCUUACUUCAAAUUUUAUUUACGAAAAUUUUUAUUUAAAUGCUGCAGCACCAGUAGUGCCGUGCCAACCAUCAACCUCGAGUAAGAUUUCACAUUGCAAUUUCUGUUUGAAAAAACCUCUUGAUAAUCACACUUUUUACUGUCCCAUCUACUUCAAUACUUCCCAUUUCAAUGUUACAGAAUCAGCAGAGUUAGACCAACCACCAAAAUUGAUCUUUCCUUUAUUGUUUUUAAAUACAGUAAAUUUACCUUGCAUAACUGCCUGUUUAUUGUUCUCUUCAGAAUCUUCCAAAACUCCAAAGCUCCCUUCAAAGCCACAUAAGUUGUCAGAGGAGGUGAAACAAACUUUAAAAGCCGCUAUCACGUCGUCGGGUAUGGCCACUCAUGAUGUGGAGUCUCCGUUCUUUAUUCUUUUAAUUAAUUUUUUUUCUAUGAACAAGCAUAAAUCCUUUUUCUGGGGCAUUUGGAAUCCACAUCGGUUAAUUAGACUAACUUUUUGA